AUGUCGAUCGAAACGCCAAUGCCGAGGGCUAAAAAAGGUGAUCCACGAAAGUUGGAAUUACCAGAAAAGGACGAAGAAGAAAAUGAAACCCCAUCAGUGAGUGCUCAAAAAGUGAAGAAAAAAGCCAAAGAAGAAAGGAAAGAAGCAAUGGCAGCAAUAAAGGUGAUGAACAGCCGAAUGGAUUCCGUGCGAAACAAAUUGAUGAGAGUGCGAUCGAGUUUGGAAUCUAGCCAAGACGUUCCAAACCCAAAUCUGAAGUGUAAACAGUUCUUACAGCUUCAGCUAAAAACCAUCGAGAGUGCCUUUGCGGAAUACGACCAGCUUCAACAGAGAGUUUUUGAAGCGGACGUUGGAGACGAGGUACGAGAGGAGGCUGAGGAAGCAUAUGUUAGGUUUGAGCAGCAAUACGGUGAGUUAUUCAUCUAUAUUUCUAAAUUGAUCGAUGAUAACAUUAAGAUGGAGGAAGAUGCUGCUCGCACCAUCCAGCCGCUACAAAGUAUGCAGAAUAGGACGUCCGAAUUUGCGCUACACCUACCACCGUUGAAGGUUCCGUUACCCACGUUUGAUGGGACGUAUGAGAAUUGGUUCGCCUUUCGAUCUAUGUUCGAGACGAUUAUGCAGCGGUACAGUUCUGAAGCUCCCGGUAUUAAGCUUUACCAUCUCCGAAACUCGUUAGUGGGCAAAGCCGCAGGUAUUAUUGACCAAGAAAUCAUAAACAAUAAUGAUUACAAUGCUGCGUGGAAGAUGUUGAUUGAGCGAUACGAAGACAAAAGGCUCAUUAUUGAUAAACAUAUUGAUGCUCUUUUCAACCUUCCAAAACUACUGAGCGAAAAUGCGUCCGAUCUCCGAAAACUUAUUGACACAUGCACGAAAAAUGUUGAAGCUUUAAAGAACCUUGGUCUUCCUGUAGAAGGAUUAGGGGAGUGCAUGAUGAUCAAUCGUCUUGUUUCCAAAUUAGACACCGAAACUCGCAAAGCCUGGGAAUUGAAUCACGUAGACGAUGACUUACCAGGAUAUGACGACACGCUUGAGUUUCUACGAGAAAGAUGUAAGGUAUUGGAAAAGAUUCAACCUGCAGUGAAGCAAAUACCGAAAAACCAAAAACCAGUACGCAACGUAGAAGAAGCGAAGGGAAAGACGAGUACCUUAUUCACUGUUACCGAUAAGUGUCCGCAAUGUUCUAAUAAUCAUGAGCUGUGGAGAUGUGAUACGUUCAAGAACGUAAACUUAUCCAACAAGUACAAUCCCCUGCGACGCAUUGGUGCCUGCUUCAAUUGUCUCCAGAAAGGACAUAGACUAAGCAACUGCACGUCGAAACAUACGUGCAAAAAGUGUCGGAAACCUCAUCACACAAUUCUCCAUCCUGAUGAUAGUGCGAAAGAGUCUGAAAAGUCGUCACCGUCCGCAAAGAAGGCAGAGCAAACGAAAACUUUUGAGCAGUCAUCAACGAGCGGUUCGACUGUAGCUACAACAGAUGUAGAGCAACAAUCUAAUUUCUGCGCGCAACCAAAAAACUUGGGAAAGCAGAUACUCCUUUCUACAGCAGUCGUUCUUCUCCACGGGAAGGGCGGUCAACAGUAUCCCUGUCGAGUACUACUGGACUCUGGGUCGCAUACGAGCUUUGUGACCGAGCAGUUCGCGACUCUUUUAGCGCUAAAGAAGCAUCCAACAAAUGUGCACAUCAGCUGUUUGAACGAUACUCAGACCAAAGUUCGUCUCAAGAUCCAUACCCAAGUGACGUCUCGUGUCAACGACUACACGGUUUGCUUGGAACUGCUUGUGGUUCCCAAAAUCACGGGAGUUCUGCCAAGUAGUAAGGUGGAUAUUAGUACCUUGUCUCUCCCAAGCGAAAUCGAACUCGCAGAUCCAAGAUUCCAUGUCCCCGACAAGAUCAACAUGUUGUUGGGAGCAGAUGUAUUUUUUGAUAUGCUGAUGAUAGGUCGACUUCAACUACCAAGAAGUGGUGCUUUACUACAAGAAACUCAGUUUGGAUGGGUUUUGAGUGGACCAGUUCCGAACGAAGAUUCUCGAGUCGUUCAUUCCUUCUCCGCUACUGCCUCCGAAGAAAGCGUGGAUACAUUAGUGAGAAAGUUUUGGGAAAUUGAAUCGUUCGGCGAUAUCGAAGGAUUAAAUUCUACUAUUGAAGAAGAAUGCGUGCAACAUUUCGAAAGAACGCAUCAGUGA
Molecule: messenger RNA, 2184 nt
Organism: Malaya genurostris
Lineage: Eukaryota; Metazoa; Arthropoda; Insecta; Diptera; Culicidae
Exons: 1
Coding region: 1-2184 (727 amino acids)
Source: RefSeq, a predicted model, not a curated record